AUGCUUACGGGCGCCGACGUCGCUCAGCACAGCGACGCAAAGUCAUGCUGGGUCAUCAUACACGGCAACGCCUACGACGUCACAGACUUCCUGCCCGAGCACCCCGGAGGAUCGAAAAUCAUCCUACGAUAUGCUGGCAAAGAUGCGACCCGAGAGUUCGACCCCGUCCACCCGUCCGACACCCUGCGCAAAUAUCUCGACCGGUCGAAGCAUCUCGGGCCGGUCGACAUGAGCACGGUUGCCGCGCAAGAGCAAGAGCAAGAGCAAGAUGCCGACGAGGCCGAGCGAUUGGAACGUGCGGAGCAGAAACCGCUCUUGUCCCAGUGCUACAACCUGUUUGACUUUGAGGCCGUCGCUCGCAGAUUGCUCAAGAAGACUGCAUGGGGCUACUACUCCAGUGCCGCCGACGACGAAAUCACCCUGCGGGAAAACCACAGCGCCUUCCACCGCAUCUGGUUCCGACCUCGCGUCCUUGUCGACGUCGAGCAUGUCGACUUUUCAACAACCAUGCUGGGCACCCGGUGCUCCAUCCCCUUUUACGUCACGGCCACCGCCCUCGGCAAGCUGGGCAACCCCGAGGGCGAGGUUGUCCUCACCCGCGCGGCCCACACGCACAGCGUCAUCCAGAUGAUCCCCACCCUGGCCUCGUGCUCCCUGGACGAGAUCAUGGACGCCCGCCAGGGCCAGCAAGUCCAGUGGCUGCAGCUCUACGUCAACAAGGAUCGCGAAAUCACGCGCAAAAUCGUGGCGCACGCCGAGCAGCGCGGCUGCAAGGGCCUCUUCAUCACCGUCGACGCGCCCCAGCUGGGCCGUCGGGAAAAGGACAUGCGGUCCAAGUUCACCGAGCAAGGCAGCAGCGUCCAGGCCGGCCACGACACGGACAACUCCCAGGGCGCCGCCCGCGCCAUCUCGAGCUUCAUCGACCCGUCCCUCAGCUGGAAGGACGUGCCGUGGUUCAGGGCCGUCACCAAGAUGCCCAUCGUCCUCAAGGGCGUCCAGACGGUGGAAGACGUGCUGCGCGCCGUCGAGGCCGGCGUGGACGGCGUCGUCCUGUCCAACCACGGCGGCCGGCAGCUGGACACGGCGCGGUCGGGCAUCGAGGUUCUCGCCGAGACCAUGCCCGUGCUGCGCGCCCGCGGGCUGCAGGACAGCAUCGAGGUCUUUGUCGACGGCGGCGUGCGCCGCGCCACCGACAUCAUCAAGGCCUUGUGCCUGGGCGCGCGGGGCGUCGGCAUCGGCCGUCCCUUCCUGUACGCCAUGAGCGCCUACGGCCAGGACGGCGUCGAGCGCGCCAUGCGGCUGCUCAAGGACGAGAUGGAGAUGAACAUGAGGCUGAUUGGCUGCGCGAGCGUCAAGGACCUCAACCCGAGCUUGGUCGACGCCAAGAGCCUGUUUUCUCACUCCUCCACGGCCACGGAUGCCCUGUCUCAUUCGGUGUACGAUCCUCUGGUUGUGCCGGCCCAGCGACCCAAGUCCAAGUUGUAG
This is a messenger RNA of Ustilaginoidea virens, 1485 nucleotides long. RefSeq lists its product as uncharacterized. The record is from RefSeq and is a predicted model, not a curated record. The transcript has 5 exons. Gene Ontology annotation, molecular function: heme binding; L-lactate dehydrogenase (cytochrome) activity. Gene Ontology annotation, biological process: lactate metabolic process. Lineage: Eukaryota; Fungi; Ascomycota; Sordariomycetes; Hypocreales; Clavicipitaceae. Bases 1 to 1485 code for a protein of 494 amino acids.